This is a messenger RNA of Maudiozyma saulgeensis, 645 nucleotides long. Lineage: Eukaryota; Fungi; Ascomycota; Saccharomycetes; Saccharomycetales; Saccharomycetaceae. The record is from the annotation of a GenBank genome assembly.
AUGAAGGUUCUAAUCAUAUUUGCUCAUCCAGAAAAAAGAUCUCUUCAACACUCUUUACUAGAUGUUACGGUUAAUGCUCUAAAAAGGAACGGGCAUGAGGUUAAGGUUUCUGAUCUUUACAAUAUGAAUUGGAAAAUUGCAGUCGACGAAAAUGAUUUCCUAAAUCACGAGAAAGGUACUCGGUUACAACCGAUUAGGGCAGCUGCUUCUGCGUAUGAUGAAGGAAUGUUCUCCAACGAUAUCACCGAGGAACAAGAGAAAGUGAAAUGGGCUGACCUAAUUAUAUUUCAAUUCCCACUAUGGUGGUAUUCUAUGCCCGCUAUUAUGAAGGGUUGGAUGGACAGAGUUCUUAAUAAGAAGUUUGCAUUUUCUAAAAGUGGUGAAACCCUAACAGGUCCGCUAGCUGGUAAAAAGACAUUCCUAAUCACAACUGUUGGCGCAUCUGAAGAAGAUUUCUCAGAAGAAGGUUCAUUAGGGGAUAUCUCCCAUACGUUGUAUCCAAUUCAAAGAGGUAUAUUCAAAUUCAUAGGGUUGGAUGUACUUUCACCAAUUAUAGGGUAUAGUGCUGAUUCAAGAAAACCAAUUUGUUUUGAGAAAACCUCAAAAUUGAUUGAAGAACGUAUUGCGAAUAUAUCUUCCAACUAG